Messenger RNA from Siniperca chuatsi (mandarin fish), 3001 nucleotides. It is a transcript of the gene ppp1r14c, whose product is annotated as protein phosphatase 1, regulatory (inhibitor) subunit 14C. NCBI's taxonomy places the organism in Eukaryota, Metazoa, Chordata, Actinopteri, Centrarchiformes, Sinipercidae. Gene Ontology annotation, molecular function: protein serine/threonine phosphatase inhibitor activity. The coding region runs from base 84 to 509 and encodes 141 amino acids. Gene Ontology annotation, biological process: regulation of phosphorylation. The record is from RefSeq and is a predicted model, not a curated record. The transcript is spliced from 4 exons. Gene Ontology annotation, cellular component: cytoplasm.
AGCACUCAGUCCCUCUCAGCACCGCAGCCCCCCCUCCCCCCUCAUUCACACAUUUGUUAAAUUCUAAGCCCUCGCAUCCCGCAAUGUCGGCCGCCAGCACCGAGACUAGUGCCCCGCUGCCCACCGCCGGCAGCCGCGUCUUCUUCCAACCUGCGACCGCGGUGGGCUGCGUGGGGUCCGGCCCCAUCACCGGGGACGACCCGGUCCAGAAGAAACAGGGCAAAGUGACGGUCAAGUACGACAGGAAAGAGCUGCGGAAAAGACUCGUCCUGGAGGAGUGGAUCAUUGAGCAGCUCAGCGAGUUGUACGACUGUGAGGAGGAAGAGAUGCCAGAGGUAGAGAUAGACAUAGAUGACCUGUUGGAGGUCAACAGUGAUGACGAGAGAGCCAGCAAACUGCAGGAAUCAUUAACAGACUGCUACAAACCAACAGAGGUCUUUGUCCGUGAGUUGCUGGGCAGGAUAAGGGGAAUGAGAAAACUCAGUGCGCCAACUAAGAAGGGCCUAUAAUGGCUGUAAUGUCAACCAUCAACCACUACGUCAUCUCAGCUCCACCUACUUAACCCACUCAACAUGGACCGUCAUCACAAAGAAUAACUUAUCUAAACAUAACAGCAUUAGCAACUAUUCUGCAACCUGCAAACAUGCACCACGAUCUCCAUGCAUAUAGCACUAGUCAUUCAUUUCACAAUCACAUAGAAUAAUAAGUGUAUUAUAAUAUUUGACUGUUGAAAGGUACUUAAGCAAAAUAGAGCCAACAUGGUUCAAUAGCAUACAGCCACAAUAAAAUGUCAAGCCCUGGAACGUGCCAGAACUGCAACUGUGCUUUAACAUGAAUACCAUCUAAUUCCACAUUUCAGAGCCAUGUUAGAAGCCAAUGCUGUAAUCCCAACAGCCAUACUGUCUAAAACACCAACAAAUCUCAAACAGGGAGGUGGUAAAAAAUGUUUGUACUGAAGUAGGUGUGAAAUUAGCUGUAGCACUAUGUAAACAGAGUGCUUCAUGAUUUGGUCAUUUGUUUACUGAGGUGUUUUGCUGUUACUUCUUUUUUUAAAAAAAAAGUACUGUAUGUUGCCAUUUAUUGUUCAUGUGAUUGAAAUGUGGUCUUCAAAAGUUUUCGUUUUUGUCCUACUUUAAAGUCGACGUCCUUAUCCUUACUCCGUCAGUGCUUGCAAAUAUAAGGGAUUUCUGUAGUUUUAUUUUAAGCACAAGGCUUUAAUACGUCAAUUCUGUCCUUUUGUGAUAUGUAAACUCUGGGAAGAGUGGGGAGAUUUUUGCAAACAAGGCUAAAAUAGUGUGAAGAUUUUUGCUUUUUACCCACUGUUCUAGUAUACUUUUCACCACAGUAAGGCAUGAUGGGUGUUGCAGUUCUCCAUAUGAGACUACAAAACCUGUAUGAUUGGCAUUCUUUCACUUAUCAUGUUAUGCUGUGUUGUUCAUUGCUCUCCCUCUUCAGAAUACAUAUCAGUUGGUCAUUUAGGUUUAAGCACAAAGCCCAAACAUUGUAGUUGUUUCUCACACUCUGCUUCACUUAACUCUGCUAACUUGCCUCUCUAAUAGUGGUUGAUGUUGCCUUUAAGGAUAUUCAGGAUCAGUUCACCUUUUUCUCAGCACUGAACCUUAACUACUGACAACCUAAAGGCAAAAACGGUCAAGUCAGAACCUGAGGACAACUUGAAACUUUGACACUUAAACUUGUCAGGUCCUGUAAGGGAAGGUGUGCCAAAACUGGGAGUAUAACAUCCUAAAUGUCAUACGUCAUGGAGGCAUUAGUGCGACACAGCAUUUCCACAGAGAUUGUUUGUUAAGUUUGUGAAACAUCUUCAGGUGGAUGCAGAAUUUUAAGAUGUUUAAAACUUUUCCAGGUUGCAGAAAAUAUGUUGUAAUUGCAUAAUCCCAGGUUUAAGAGGUGGAUUUAGUUAUUUAUUGUUGUUAAUGACCUUCUGUGCACCAACACACUCAAAAACAUGUAAGCUCUGGUACAAUCAUAACUCUUGUUAUGGGGUUGGGCCUAGUUUCACUUUUGAGCAGGCAAUCGCGAACCAACUGGAAUGGAGCAGACUUAAACCUGCCAUGUGAAAUAUACCCUCAGCUGCCAAAGACAAAAGCAGGGCAAUGUUUGAUUUUAACAUAACAUUUGCAAAGCACCCGUCUUGCAUGCUAACAGCAGAGAAAAAAACACUGAUAAAGAGUAUAGAUAUUAUGAACUUAUAAUCAAGCAAAAAAUACUUUUUUGACUUAGCUGCCAUGUCUGACUUUGUAGAACAUUUUGUGUUGAAACAACGUAACUCACGUUGGAGAGAAUCCAGGAAAAUUUUAAAAAUGGUGCUGUUUUUGAUGUUCUUCCCAGGUUUUGGUUGUAUAAGACACAUUUUCACUGUCAAUUGAUGCCAGAGAAAUGUGUCUGCAAGAAAUGUAUGUCGUUAUUGGUGGGUUGCAUACAGUCUAAAGUGGCGUCCUCUUUGCAUUUCCUUUCCUCAGCCUUAACUGGGCUGAUGAGUGUCACCACACUUAGCUAGCAACGGUUGAUUUGUUUGAAAAAGAUCAUGUGUUUUUCGGAUCAGUGAAUUGGAAGGAAAAGUUGAAGAGGAAGCCAUUAUAGGCAACUGAGAUGCAUCCAAGAUUCAUGUCGAGGUACUCCAUAGGAUUUUCUCUGUCAAGAAACAGUUCAGGGGCAAUAGGCUGAUAUUUUAUAAUUUAUGGGAUUUCAUGUGGAAAGUAUUUUGAAAGUGUCCAUACUAGAAAGCUUUACGUUUGCAUGUAUUUUUAAAGUCGCAUGUUGAGGGGAACAUUUUGUUGGCCCAAAGGUUUUUAUUUCACAAAGUAAAACACUUUCCUUUUUAUACCUUUAUUAUUAAGACUAAAAUAUUCGGUUUUUCAGCUGCAGUUUUGUUUUUCUGUACAUCCACAAUAAGCGUUCUUGUUUUUAAAAUGUAAUGUGGUGUGUAGUUUGUUUUUGCUGAUAAUAAAAAUGCAGAAGGACUCUGUACUGUUUAAACAGA